AUGCAAGAUUUUGAAAACCAGAAAAAAAAUACCAACGAUGAAAAUGUGCAAUAUCUUGACUUCCAGCAACCCUCUGGUUCCUCUGAAAAUGAAAUUGGUGUUCAGCAAAAGGGAGGUAAUACCGAUACCGAGGUGGAAAGAAAUUUAGAAAAUAUUAAGUUUGAGUUUGAGAAAUAUGUUGACGUGGGCUUGUGGCCAGAUUUGCUGAAUAAUGAUUUUAUUAAUUUCGUCCUCUCACAUGAAAUGACUGACUUUCAAAAUAAAGAUCCGAAGAAUAAAUAUACAGCUUCAAUGAAGAAAUAUAAAGAACAAAACAGAUCUUUUUCAAAUAGGUAUUUCACUAGAAAAAUAAAAAAUGGCCAAUUACUGGAAAGAUCUUGGUUAUGUUAUUCAAAAAGGGUUGGUACUGUUUUUUGUUUGACUUGCAAACUUUUUUCUAAAACUCCUUCUCAAUACACAACCGGAUUUUCUGAUUGGAAACACAUAGGAUUUUGUUUAGAAAAUCACGAAAAUUCUAAUGAACAUAAGAAUUCAAUGUUAGUGUGGUUGACACGAAAAGAAAAUAAGUCUGUUUUAGACAAGCAGCUUCAGGAGCAAUUAAAUAAAGAAACAGAAUAUUAUCACAAUGUCCUAAAACGGGUUAUUGCAGUGCUAAAAUUUCUGAGUAUAAGAGGCUUAGCACUUAGAGGUUCCGAGGAAGUAUUUGGUUCUCCACAUAAUGGUAAUUUUAUGGGUGCUCUAGAGCUAUUGGCAGAAUUCGACCCAUUCAUACGUGAACAUAUUGAACAACGAAAGCUGCGACCAAACCCUGUAAUAUCAUAUUUAUCAAAAACAGUAUAUGAGGAAAUAAUUGAGAUUAUGGGUAAACAGAUAAUUAAACAAAUUAUAACUGAAAUAAAUAACGACGACACAAAGUAUUAUUCAAUUAUGAUGGAUUCAACCCCAGAUCUGUCUCACGAUGACCAACUUGCUAUUGUAUUACGAUACUGUUUUCGGGGAAAAGUGUAUGAAAGAUGUGUAUCUUUCAUUAAAAUUAGUAGUCAUACUGGCUUAUAUUUAUUUAAUAUUCUACAAGCCUUUUUGGAAACAAAUGGACUACUACUGGAUAAUUGCAGGGGACAGUCAUAUGACAACGCUGCUAAUAUGGCCGGAGUCUACAAUGGUGUACAAGCACUACUAAAAGAAAAAAAAAAAUCCGCGGAUUACGUGCCAUGUGCUGCGCAUUCCCUUAACCUAGUUGGUCAAGAAUCCGUGAAGGUUGCAACCGAAAUUGUAAAUUUUUUUGGAAUAGUGCAACAAAUAUACGUUUUCUUCUCUGCUUCGACCCAUAGGUGGGAACUGUUAAAUCGUGAAACAAAACUAAAAUUUACGUUAAAAAGUUUAAGCCAGACCAGAUGGUCUUGUCACUUUGAUGCUGUCAGAGCUUUGAAAAGUAAUUAUGAUGGCAUUAUGAAAAUUCUCAAUAGUUUCGGCGAAAAUGACGAUGAAAAAGUUGAUUUCCGAAAAGAGGCACGAAAUUUAUUUAAUAAACUGGCGAAACUAGAAACUGCAAUUUUGAUUGUUUUUUGGGAAGAAAUUUUGGAGAGAUUUAAUGUAGUUAAUAAAAAAGUACAGAGCCCUGGUUUAGACAUUGGUGAAGGCAAUAAGUUAAUUGUGUCAUUAAAAGAGUUCGUGAAAAACAUAUGGCAACAAUCAGAUCAGAAGCUAAAGGAAUACGAAGAGAAAGCUAAAAAAUUAAGUACUAGUUUGGGAACAGACUACAGUGACAUAAAUAAGAGACGCAUUACUUUGAAAUUUUCAGAUAAAUCUACAGAUAAAGUCUCAGUGAACUGCGCAGAAAAAUUUAAAAGAGACACGCUUAACGUUGCGUUGGAUAAGAUGAUUAUGGAUUUAAAUAAUAGAAGCCAAGCCUAUGAGACCUAUAGCAAAAAAUUUAAAUUUUUAAUGGAUUUGCAAGACAAAAAUCAAGAACACAUAGAUCUGGAAAGUGUACGUAAUAUUAUUGAUUAUUAUCCAAAUGACGUAGACGAACAUUUAGUGAAUGAGUGCAUUCAGUUGAAAUCUUACUUACUGCAAUCUAAGACAGAGUCUUACACCUCUUGCAGUGAAAUUUUUUGGCUAAUUUAUGAAAAGAAACUUGUUGAUGUUUUCCCAAACUGCUAUACUAUCUUAAAGAUUUUUUUAACGAUGCCGAUCACUAGCUGUGAAGCGGUGCGUUCUUUCUCCAGGAUGUCGUAUAUAGAAAACAAAUACAGGACAACAAUGUCGAACUAUCGACUAAAUCAUUUAUCAGUUCUUUCGAUAAAUUGCGAUUUAACAAAGGACCUACAGUGCGAUGACCAAAUAAAAGAAUUUGCAGCACAAAAAUGCAGAAAGGUUGCUUUAUAA
Molecule: messenger RNA, 2388 nt
Organism: Melitaea cinxia (Glanville fritillary)
Lineage: Eukaryota; Metazoa; Arthropoda; Insecta; Lepidoptera; Nymphalidae
Product: zinc finger MYM-type protein 1-like
Exons: 1
Coding region: 1-2388 (795 amino acids)
Molecular function (GO): protein dimerization activity
Source: RefSeq, a predicted model, not a curated record